Messenger RNA from Mixia osmundae IAM 14324, 2553 nucleotides. RefSeq lists its product as uncharacterized. The transcript is spliced from 3 exons. Lineage: Eukaryota; Fungi; Basidiomycota; Mixiomycetes; Mixiales; Mixiaceae. The record is from RefSeq and is a predicted model, not a curated record. Gene Ontology annotation, biological process: DNA-templated transcription; regulation of DNA-templated transcription. The coding region runs from base 1 to 2553 and encodes 850 amino acids. Gene Ontology annotation, molecular function: zinc ion binding; DNA binding; DNA-binding transcription factor activity, RNA polymerase II-specific.
AUGGCGCCCUGGCAGUCGACGGCUGCAGCAGUCGGCGCCGAGGCUUAUGCAGAGGAUAGCCGAAAGGCAGUCUACGCCCACCAACAGCCUCCCAUCGACCGAGCAGCUGUCUCAAGGCCGGGCUAUGCUACCACAUCAGUGCAGGACCAGGUCGCAAUGCCUUAUGAUCAAGUCAGACAGGCUUAUGCACAUCAACCUCCGCCCACUGGCUUUCCCCCUCACGAGCAGGCAGGCCCUAGUGGCGCCCAGCAGCAGCAGCACAAUAUCUGGCCAAACCAUCGGCUCAUGAACUCUCCACCACCUGAGCAUCGCUACUUGCCCGCGCAGCCGGAUGGACAGGUCAAUGGCCAACAAAGGCGACGUUACACCAAUGGAUCCGAGCAGGGCUUUGCCCCUGCACCGGACGCAAGGAUGGCCUUGCCUCCGCUGCUCUCUCUACAGCAACAACAACCUCAGCUCCUGCCCCCGCCGCCGGCUUACUACCCCGCUCAGCCAUACAUGCACGAGAGCCAGCCUCAGGCGAGCACGUCAGCUGGCUCGCCUCGACAUAGCAAGGCAGACGAGCGGAAGCGGCUCAAGACGCCACGCGCAUGCGAUUCUUGUCGUCGCAAGAAGAUCAGGUGCGAUGUCUUGGCCGAUGGCGAAGAGGGGCAGAUGUGCGUGCAUUGCAAGCAGCACAGACUCGAAUGUUCUUGGUUCUUGCCCAUCAGUGAAACACGACAUAAGCGUCGGAAGCAGGACAGCGAUGCGCAUACGCCCGCCCGGGCAGAUCACAACGGAUCGGGGUCCGAUCAUUCUCGUUCGCCUUCCCAGUACAAAGACGAUUCACGUACGAUCGACGAACCGAGAAUCUACGGCUCUUCUUCUAUUGGCCACCUCAUGUGCGCCGACGCCCAAUUUCCGAACGAAAAAGUCUCUUUCUGGGUCAAAGAUCACCAGCAGACCUUCGAAGCCAGCGCGACUGGAUCAGGCCUCAUCAAGCUCGUUCCCGUCAGUUCACAAGCAGAAGAGCCACGGAAAAUGCCACAACCGCCGCAUGGCAAGCUCAGUACGGCAGGUUCGAUCACCUCGGACGAAUUACAGGGCCUGGUCAACUCAUUUUUUGCUCGCCGGCUGACGAUCUAUCCCGUCGUUACUGCAAACGAACUGACAAAUGCCGAUGUGCCCGUGCCGUCUCUCUUGCUUCAUUGUAUCGCCGGCGUGUCUGCACUAUCACAUAGUGCAGCCCCGCAUCUCAUCGUCAAUAUUCGACAGAUCCUCGCGAGCAUCUUUCGCAAGGAUGACCUAGCUGCGCAUCACAACAUCCCUACCAUUCAGGCACUACUCAUCUACACACAAGCUUAUCAACUCUCGACAGACAUCACCUGCGGUCGUGCUUGGGUCAUCCUAGGGGGCAUCAUUAGGAUGGCACAAUCGAUGGGCAUGCACAGAGAAAGCGAACGACAAGAGACCUCGGAUCCGGAGCAUCUCAAUGCGAGAAGGAGGUUGUGGGCAUGCUGCGUCAUUGCGGAUGCUUGGAUGAGUGCCGUCUUUGGCUUGCCAGCCUGUAUCGAUAUUGCCAUGUGCGACUGUCUAUACCCGACGCCGGUCGAUACGACCGCCACUAUACCUGGCGAGGGCGAACCAGAAGACUCUACGGUGCCUCUGACGCGGCUAUCAAUCUUGCUCUCUCGCGUUCUCAAACUGCUCUACUCUCCUUCUGGCUUCAUCAAUGUGACAGAUGAAGACUGUACGAGUCUACAACGAGAUCUACAAACCUGGCGGCAAAAUCUGCCUUCCAAUAUGCAAUACCGUCACGACAUAGCACAAGACUCGCUGCACGCUGGCUUCUUGCAGCUCUGCUACAUUCCCGUACAGUUUCUGUUCAUGCGACCCUUUCUCAGCAUUGGCCAGCCUGCACAGAAGCUCGCCUUCACUGUCUCGGAAGAGUCGUACCAUCAGCUGGUGGCUUGGGCCGCGCAAUCGAUUACUUGGGCGAGUCACAACGAAGCCAUCAUCGAAAGCUGGUUCUUCGCCCUCUACUCGUUCUUCAUAUGUUCUUUGCUCCAGUAUCAUACGUUCGUGCGAUGCUCGGAUCCGGCCGCACUCGCAUCGCUCAAAGAAGCUCGUGAUCUGAUGGCCCGUGUUCAUUCUGACGAGGCCUUUUCCCGAUCCAGCGUAAGCACAGUCAUCAGUCUACUGUACUCGACCGCAGUCUCGGCAGAUCAGUGGAAGAACGCACCCAGAGCCCCAACGCCAGCUCAUUCUCAGACGGACGACCUCACCGCUUCUGGCUCGGUUGCUAGUCUACCGGAGACGCUUGCAGAAACUUCGCCAAAACAGCUUGCUGUCGACACGUCAGCGGUGACGUCCGCGCUCUUGCAGGCCCCUCAUGGAUCGACUGCUCCAUCCUCUGCAGAUCCGACCACGCCCUCUCUGUUUCUACCAGUCGGUCAAUCGCCGGGCAAGUACGACUUUGCGUUCGCGCCAUCCCAGCUCUUAGAUUUUGAUCAGUGGUCAAACUUUUUCGCAGCCCCAGCACCUUCUGCCGACGAAGCCGACAGGUCGAUGUAG